AUGUCGACCGCUACCCCGACGCGCAAACCUCUUCCUGGGUACUAUCAGUUUGGGGCUGGAGCUUUUGCAGGUGUGACCGAGAUAUGUAUCUUUUAUCCGCUCGCACAAUCAUCGUGGGGAAAAGAUGUGGUCAAGACCCGUAUGCAACUCGAUACGGGCAAGUCACCAAGCAUGCUGACGAGCUUUAAGAACAUCAUUCGCCAAGAGGGAGCUGGGAGGCUGUACCGUGGACUCGUACCGCCGCUGCUGCUCGAAGCUCCAAAACGUGCUGUGAAAUUCGCGGCGAACGAUUUCUGGGGCAAGGCAUUCAUCAAGAAUUCACCCGAUGGGAAAAUGACACAGGGGUUGAGUAUCCUGACCGGAGCAGCGGCGGGAGCGACCGAAAGUUUCGUGGUUGUUCCUUUUGAACUGGUCAAGAUUCGACUACAAGACAAGACAUCAAAGUAUGCCGGACCUAUGGAUGUGAACAAUCCAUACGCUCCGGUCGAGCUUCCGAAAGCAGAGACACCGCAAGCGGCGUUAUUGAACAACUUUGUUUCGGGGGCGGCGGGCGGGUUUGUGGGUACGGCGUUGAAUACUCCGUUUGAUGUGGUCAAGUCGCGGAUCCAGGGCGCACAUCCUGUGCCGGGGGUGGUGCCCAAGUACAACUGGACGUACCCGUCGCUGGCACUAAUUCUUCGCGAAGAAGGGGCUGCGGCGUUGUACAAGGGGUUCGUGCCCAAGGUGCUAAGGUUGGCACCGGGAGGAGGAGUGCUGCUGCUCGUUGUCGAGGCGGUGCUGGGGGUUCACUCGGACCUCCGUACGUCUAAGAGCCACGAGGAGGAAGCGGAAGCGGAAAUGGAAAUGGAAGGGGGCUGA
Rhizoctonia solani is the source of this 858-nucleotide messenger RNA. RefSeq names its product mitochondrial carrier protein. Bases 1 to 858 code for a protein of 285 amino acids. The record is from RefSeq and is a predicted model, not a curated record. NCBI's taxonomy places the organism in Eukaryota, Fungi, Basidiomycota, Agaricomycetes, Cantharellales, Ceratobasidiaceae. The transcript is spliced from 10 exons.